Molecule: messenger RNA, 1002 nt
Organism: Microthlaspi erraticum
Lineage: Eukaryota; Viridiplantae; Streptophyta; Magnoliopsida; Brassicales; Brassicaceae
Source: the annotation of a GenBank genome assembly
AUGAGUUUGAAGGGGAUUCUAGGCUUCGAAUACGGAAUAGUUCAGGCGCCAUUAGGGCCAGACAUCUCCGGACCGGAGCUUGUAGCCGCCGUCGCUAAUGCCGGAGGGAUCGGUCUUCUCAGAUGUCCUGAUUGGGAGUGUCCUGAUUACUUGAGAGAGCUGAUAAGGAAGACAAAGACAUUGACAGAGAAACCGUUCGGGAUCGGUGUUGUGCUUGCGUUUCCUCACGAGUUAAACAUAAAGACAAUCUUGGAAGAGAAGGUUGCUGUGUUGCAGCUUUAUUGGGGUCAAUGUUCAAAGGAGCUUGUGGAUGAUGCUCACCGUGCCGGUGUCAAAGUUGUUCCUCAGGUUGGGAAUGUGGAAGAAGCUAGAAAGGCAGUUGCUGUAGGAGUAGAUGCGAUUAUAGUGCAAGGGCAUGAAGCAGGAGGGCAUGUGAUUGGGAAGGAUGCUCUGUUUUCAUUGUUGCCAAGAGUUGUGGAUGUGGUCGGGGAACGCGACAUUCCGGUGAUCGCUGCUGGAGGAAUUGUGGACGCACGCGGUUACGUCGCAGCCUUGUCGCUUGGUGCUCAAGCGGUGUGUCUAGGGACAAGGUUUGUGGCAACUCACGAGAGCUACGCACACCCAAUAUACAAAAGGAAGUUGGUUGAAUAUGAAAACACCGAAUACACAGAUGUGUUUGGAAGAGCAAGGUGGCCUAAUGCGCCGCAACGCGUUCUGCAGACACCCUUCUUCGAUGACUGGAGAUCUCUUCCGGCUGAUGAGAAUGAAGUUAACCAGCCGGUUAUUGGACGUUCCACCAUACAUGGCGUCGAAAAAGAGAUAAGAAGAUUUGCAGGAACUGUACCAAACAUGACAACAACGGGAGACUUAGAGAGUAUGGCCAUGUAUGCAGGCCAAAGCGUAGGCCUCAUCAAAGAGAUUUUACCGGCUGGAGAGGUAGUUAAAACUCUUGUGGAAGAAGCUCAGCUUCUGAUCCUCAAAAUGUCCAACAAUGCUACAUGA